This is a messenger RNA of Hirsutella rhossiliensis, 636 nucleotides long. Its product is annotated as integral membrane protein S linking to the trans golgi network domain-containing protein. Lineage: Eukaryota; Fungi; Ascomycota; Sordariomycetes; Hypocreales; Ophiocordycipitaceae. The coding region runs from base 1 to 636 and encodes 211 amino acids. The transcript has 2 exons. Gene Ontology annotation, cellular component: Golgi membrane; trans-Golgi network. Gene Ontology annotation, biological process: protein localization to Golgi apparatus; Golgi to plasma membrane protein transport; Golgi to endosome transport. The record is from RefSeq and is a predicted model, not a curated record.
AUGCCACGACGACGCCGCCCCCCGCGCGCCGGCGCCCUCUCGGAGCUCCAGCCCGUCAAGAUCGCCACGCAGAUCGCCACGCUCCAGGCCCUCUUCUACGCCGCCGCCGUCGUCCUCAUGCUCUUCACCGCCCUGGUCGCCGGCAUGCCCUUUAGCCUCGACCUGGUCUUUGGCUGGGACCGCGUGCGCGGCGACACCACGCGCGGCUGGCUCCUGGCCCUGAUCUGGGUUCUGGACGGUGGGCUCUGCAUGGCCGUCGCCAUCGUCGUCCUCGUCGCCCGCAGCAAGCUCGUCCCCGACUUCGCCCUCACCGUCCACUUCCUCCACCUCGUCCUGACGACGCUCUACAGCCGCGUCCUCCCCCGCAACUACAUGUGGUGGAUCGCCAUGCUCGCCUCCGCCGCCGUCGCCGUCUCCUUCGGAAUGUGGGGGUGCCGCUACCGCGAGCUUCAGCCCGUCUUCUUCGGCGGCGGACGCAUCCUCGGCUCCCGCGCCGCCGCCGCCGAGCAGGGCGAGAAUGCCCCGCCGCUCGACGCCGACGACGCCGACCCCGGCUUUGCGAGCGGGAGCGGCCGCGGCCGCGGGCCCGACGGCGCCGGCGCGUAUGAGAUGGUGCACAUGAAGCAGGCGACGUAG